CUUGGUUUUAUGUCAUUUUAUUUUUUUAAAGCAGCAGUUAGCAUUAAUUUCUUUGCGUAGCCAAGUAAACCGGAAGUUAGUAUUGCCAUAGCAACAAGGCCCAGCACAUUUUGCUAACAGUUGGUGAACUUUGUCGAUGGUUUCUCUUACAUAACACACUAUCGGUUUUUGAUGGACGUAGUCGCUGGUCUGAGUAGUUUAUCUUUUGAGAGUGAACUGACAGAGGACGAGAAGAAGCUACUUUACCUCCGUGCACGCUCGGCUGGACUGACAUUUUGUGGGUGCGCGCACGCAGCUUUUGUGUGUCAGCUGCUCCACUCUCUGAGAUGUAGCAUCAAAAGUUACACUGGUGUUACACAAUCAGUGGCAUCCGCAGGAAAUGGUGACCUCGGUGUGGGGAUACUUGGUAUGGGUCGCCUGGGAAAACAGCUGCUCCUCGGCCUCCUUGAAAAAACCAGCAUCAAACCAUCAUAUAUAAAGAUAUCUACUAGAAAUCCAGGUUCAGUAGAGAAAAGUCUCCCUGCAGAAGUUGAGUGUUUCUUCAACAAUCGCAGACUGGCAGCAUGGGCAGAUGUUAUGUUCCUGUGCUGUUUGCCCUCUCACCUCCCCAAAAUAUGCAGGGACCUCCGCUCUCAUCUGUCAAAGCGCUGCCUGGUAUACAGCUUCACCUCUGCUGUACCUGUCACCAGAUUAGCCCAUCUUCUUGGACACGACUUUAUCAUAAAACCACAAUAUGAAUUUGUCCCUUGUGACACUGAAGACUUGUGGCUGUCUUGUUGUCAUCUGACAAAAGCACUGACAGAUCCAUUUCUAAUAGAGGCAUCAUGUCCUCUUACUAUCAAAGGUGGGAUUACUCUCAGUCUGAACUGGGUGUGUGCCGUGUUGUACAGCCUGAUGAAUGUCUGCACCUCUGCCAGUCUGGGAUCCACUGAGACCAUCUCUUUGAUUAACAACAUCUUUAAAGAGAAAGGUGUGAACAAUGUGCAGUUACAUGCACACAGUUUCAUCAGUUCAUCUGUUCCUCUUUCAGAUGAGUUUUUUCCCUGGAUUUCACUCAUUGAUGCCCAAACAAAAGACACACCACUGCUACACUUUCUAUCAAGCAGCAAAUCUAUGCAGCAGUGCAUCUCUGCAUUAUACAAAUCACACCUGGAGAGACCACUCAAAUAAUUCUGUAACAAUAUAAUGUAGUGUCCAUAAUUAUCUUACACAUGUAGCUAUAACUGAUGUUAUACCUUAGUAUAAUUAUAUUUUCAGAUUUAAAAUUUUAAAAGUUUGAUUAAUAUGUUAAAAUAAUACUUUCAUAAUGCAGGAAAGUCACAAUGCCAUUCUGUAAUAUGAAGUCAUUCUGUAAAUUGAUACAAAAGUAAAAUAAAUGACAAUGUCAUGAACUUUUUUUUAUUUAUUUAAAACUGAAAUGAAUUAUGGACUUUUCUUAAUAAGCAUUCUUUGUAAGACAAGAGAAAAGUCCUCCAUGUGGUUACUGGGUUAAAACAAAAACUUGGAAAUUAAAUAGAAAGAGAAUAAACAGUCAUGAGUGUAAAUAUGUAACAUGAAAAAAUAUUUGUAGUUACUAAAACUUAGUCUCUGUAGUGUUUUUUAAGGUG
Melanotaenia boesemani (Boeseman's rainbowfish) is the source of this 1607-nucleotide messenger RNA. RefSeq names its product NADP-dependent oxidoreductase domain containing 1 (gene noxred1). Bases 172 to 1170 code for a protein of 332 amino acids. Gene Ontology annotation, molecular function: pyrroline-5-carboxylate reductase activity. Gene Ontology annotation, biological process: L-proline biosynthetic process. The transcript has 6 exons. Lineage: Eukaryota; Metazoa; Chordata; Actinopteri; Atheriniformes; Melanotaeniidae. The record is from RefSeq and is a predicted model, not a curated record.